CCUCUAUCUCUUCCAGUUCCGAUAAAGCCUAAAAUGCCCUAGGCGGACCCAAACGAGGUCGUUUCAACUCCGUACUUCGACGCUCGCCGGAUAUAUGCGUACACCACUUUUCCGAUUAACCGGAGACCAAUAGUUGAUGCGGUGAUUGAGAUUAUUCCGGCGAUGGAGACGGAGGUUCAAGCAAACUACACCUACAUGGGACGGAGCUUCGGCGAUUUGAGCAUCAACGACGAUUCAUCGUCCGCCUUCAGUGAUUGCAACAGUGAUCGAUCCGGCGAGUUUCCGACUACGUCGUCUCAGAGCCGCCGGCUUCUCCUCGCUUGCACUUCCGAGAACUCCGACGAUCUGAUCCGACAACUCGUCUCCGAUCUCGAAUCCUGUUCGAUAGAAGGGCAAAAGGAAGCGGCGAUGCAGAUCAGGCUCCUCGCGAAGAACAAGCCGGAAAAUCGAAUCAAGAUCGCACAAGCCGGUGCGAUCAGGCCGUUGAUUUCUCUAAUCUCAUCCUCUGAUCCUCAGCUUCAAGAGAACGGCGUUACAGCGAUUCUAAAUCUAUCUCUAUGUGAUGAGAACAAAGAGCUGAUAGCCUCGUCUGGAGCAAUCAGACCUCUCGUGAGAGCUCUCAAGGUCGGAACAUCAACGGCGAAAGAGAACGCGGCUUGUGCUCUGCUUCGCCUAUCGCAAGUCGAAGAGAACAAGAUCGCAAUCGGACGGUCGGGAGCGAUUCCUCUACUCGUGAAUCUUCUGGAUACAGGCAAUUUCAGAGGGAAAAAGGACGCAUCGACGGCUCUGUAUCUGCUAUGUUCGGUGAAGGAGAACAAAAUCAGAGCCGUUGAGGCUGGAAUCAUGAAGCCUCUGGUGGAGCUAAUGGCUGAUUUCGAAUCAGAUAUGGUGGAUAAAUCGGCGUUCGUGAUGAACGUGUUGGUAUCGGUGCCGGAAGCGAGGACGGCGUUGGUGGUGGAAGGUGGAAUACCGGUCCUGGUGGAGAUCAUCGAGGUUGGGUCAGCGAGACAGAAGGAGAUUGCGGUGGCGAUACUGUUGCAGAUUUGCGAGGAUAGUGUGCCGUACCGUACUAUGGUGUCCCGCGAAGGAGCGAUUCCUCCUCUGGUUGCAUUGUCGCAGUCUGGGACCAGUCGCGCUAAACAGAAGGCGGAGACACUGAUUGAGCUUCUACGGCGACCAAGAUCCGGCAACGCCGCUUCCAGGACUUCAGAUCUAUCAGUUUAAGCGUCCAAAUGUAAUCAUACAAAUCCACAAUUUUCCAAUAAACAAAUGAAAAAAAUGCAAAAAAAAGAAAACAAAAGGACAAAUGGAAGCAAAGAAAAACUGUAAAUAGGUGGUGAUGGUGGUGAUGUUGUAGUGAGAGAGCUUGUAAAUUUUUGAAAUGGUUUUUGGAGCUUUGUUGUUUUUGAUUGGUUUUUACAAGUUUUGAAAUUUUGUAUUGAAAUUGUCUUCUAAUUA
This is a messenger RNA of Camellia sinensis, 1458 nucleotides long. Its product is annotated as U-box domain-containing protein 4. The record is from RefSeq and is a predicted model, not a curated record. NCBI's taxonomy places the organism in Eukaryota, Viridiplantae, Streptophyta, Magnoliopsida, Ericales, Theaceae. Gene Ontology annotation, molecular function: protein binding.